This is a messenger RNA of Parnassius apollo (apollo), 1203 nucleotides long. The record is from the annotation of a GenBank genome assembly. Lineage: Eukaryota; Metazoa; Arthropoda; Insecta; Lepidoptera; Papilionidae.
AUGGCUCACCAAAUUCACCUAAAUGAAAACGAAAUCGCCUGCGCACUUCAAUGUGAUUUAAGUGAAGAUGGACUCGACUUAGAUGACGAUAGUUUGAUGGAUCCUGACUUUGAACCAGAUUUUGAAGAGUCGAUUGACGAAUCUUUGGAAGCUGAAUUCGACAUAGAUGCACUAGUAGACACCUUGAAUGAUGACGACCGUAACUCCAACUUUGAGGUAGAAGUAGGGCCGGCCUUAUCUAGUUCAGACAUUCCAGAUGAGCAAAUUUGCUCUACAAAAGCGCGUAACAUGCUGAAAAGGUAUAAUCCCAAGAAACCGCAUAAGUGGGGUUAUAAAUUAUAUGUUUUGAGUGGUGUUUCCGGUUUUGCUUAUACAAUAGAGAUUGAAUCUGGCAAAGAGAAUGUUGUCAGACCCGACGAGCCAGAUUUAGGAGCUUCUUCCAAUGUAGUAGUACUAUUAGAAGGAAUAGAAUACCUGACUGCAAGCUGUCGUCAGAAAAAAGAGAUUAUGAAGAAAGAUCGAGGAUAUUCUGAAGAGUACAUAGCUGAUGUCAACGGCGUCGACGUGUCAACGGUUGUAUGGAAGGACAAUAAGCUUGUUACAUUGGCUUCCACAUUUGCUGGUCUAAAUCCUAUAAGCGAAGUCCGGAGAUACGACAAAAAGAACUCAAGAUACAUAAACAUCCCGCGACCUAAUGUUGUGAGCGAGUAUAACCGUCAUAUGGGCGGUGUGGACCUUGUAGAUAGCAUUAUGGGCAUCUACAAGAUAAAACUGAGAAGCAAACGUUGGCAGAUGCGUCUCUUCUAUCACUUCUUAGACCUAACAAUGGCUAAUGCAUGGCUGUUCUAUAAAAGAGUCUGCAAGUAUAAAAACAUUCCCAACAAGACCAUCAUGGCAUCUGCAGAUUUUCGCCUGGAAAUUGCCGAAACAUUGUGCAAGAUGGGGGUGAAAACGGGUUUAACAAUACGCCGAUCUAUUGAAGGUCAAAUCCUAGCAAAGAAACACAAAGGACCUGCCCAACAUGUACCUCCACAAGCAGUCCGCCAAGAUCAAGUCGGUCACUGGCCUCAAUGGGCAGAAAAAAAAAUCCGUUGUAAGUUCCCAAAGUGUGCUGGAUUUACUCAUACGGUGUGUGAUAAAUGCGGCGUAGCUUUAUGUUAUACCAAAAACAAAAAUUGUUUCAGGAAUUUCCAUCUGUUGUAA